This is a messenger RNA of Cuscuta campestris, 1363 nucleotides long. The record is from the annotation of a GenBank genome assembly. Lineage: Eukaryota; Viridiplantae; Streptophyta; Magnoliopsida; Solanales; Convolvulaceae.
CAUAGUAGUAUCGUAGAUUUAUUACCCAAAUGUGAUAAGGCCGAAACCGCCCACAUUUGGUCUUCCUUGUAUUCUUAUGAACUUUUGUUGAGAAAGAUCAAAGAGGAAGAAAUGCGUGAGAAUCCCAAACUUACCAACGCCUUCAAAGCUUCAAAAGAAUCGUCUAGUGAAGAGUCUAGUGAAUCAAGUAAUGAUUCAAGUGACUCAAGCUCCUCGGAAGAGUCAAAUGACGAGGAAGAUGAAGAGAAGGCAAUGAGAAUGAAGUAUACGGAUUUCCUCAAAUGGAAGAAAUAUGUGAAGAGGAAAGAAGUAUAUUCAAAGCCGAAGAAAGAGCGGCAUAAGCCAAGUGAAGAGUCUAGUGAAUCAAGUAAUGAUUCAAGUGACUCAAGCUCCUCGGAAGAGUCAAAUGACGAGGAAGAUGAAGAGAAGGCAAUGAGAAUGAAGUAUACGGAUUUCCUCAAAUGGAAGAAAUAUGUGAAGAGGAAAGAAGUAUAUUCAAAGCCGAAGAAAGAGCGGCAUAAGCCAAGGUACAACAAGAAUCCAUUAAGAUUCGGAUUAUCUUCGGAGGACAAGAGAAAAUUAUCCAUGAACGCAAAGGCAAUCAAUAUUCUCCAUUGCUCUCUCGGCCCCGAUGAGUUUGCACGAGUAUGUUCAUGCAAAACGGCCAAAGAGGUAUGGGACUUGCUACAAGCUACUCAUGAAGGCGACAUCUCAACCAAGCAAACGAUGAUUGCCCUUGGGAACUCCGAAUACGAGUCCUUCAAAAAAGGGUCAAGUGAGACAAUCCAAGACAUGAACAAGAGGUUCAACGAGAUUGUCAAUAAGUUGAAAUGGCAUAGUAGUAUCGUAGAUUUAUUACCCAAAUGUGAUAAGGCCGAAACCGCCCACAUUUGGUCUUCCUUGUAUUCUCAUGAACUUUUGUUGAGAAAGAUCAAAGAGGAAGAAAUGCGUGAGAAUCCCAAACUUACCAACGCCUUCAAAGCUUCAAAAGAAUCGUCUAGUGAAGAGUCUAGUGAAUCAAGUAAUGAUUCAAGUGACUCAAGCUCCUCGGAAGAGUCAAAUGACGAGGAAGAUGAAGAGAAGGCAAUGAGAAUGAAGUAUACGGAUUUCCUCAAAUGGAAGAAAUAUGUGAAGAGGAAAGAAGUAUAUUCAAAGCCGAAGAAAGAGCGGCAUAAGCCAAGCAUCAAAAAGGGGGAGAUUGUUAGCCUUGGUUUGCUAAGCCUCAUGUUUUGAUGUUAACAAACAAUAUAAGAGCUUGACGUUUGUUUAAGUGUUUCAGGUACAACAAGAAUCCAUUAAGAUUCGGUACUCAAAAAUGAAGUUGAAACACCAAACUAGCAUAGAAUAUAGGUAGAAUCCAAUG